Messenger RNA from Loxodonta africana (African savanna elephant), 2935 nucleotides. RefSeq names its product ELMO domain containing 2 (gene ELMOD2). The coding region runs from base 146 to 1006 and encodes 286 amino acids. Gene Ontology annotation, molecular function: GTPase activator activity. Lineage: Eukaryota; Metazoa; Chordata; Mammalia; Proboscidea; Elephantidae. The record is from RefSeq and is a predicted model, not a curated record. Gene Ontology annotation, cellular component: membrane. The transcript is spliced from 10 exons.
GCUCUCUGACUUCCGGGUCGCGGUGCUUGCAGGGAGCGCUCCGCGGGUAUCCUCGCUUCCGCUGUUGGCGGUAAAGGCAAGAUUCCCCAUUGAGCAAACCGAGGCAGCUCCAGCUCCCCCUAGUUCUUCCGUUUUGUGAGAAAACAUGUUUAUUUCUUUGUGGGAGUUCUUCUAUGGAAACUUUUUUCGGUAUUGGAUGAAAUGGAUUUUACGACAGAUGACUGGAAAGUGUGAAUUGCAACGAAUUUUUGAUACCUAUGUAGGUGCACAGAGGACACACAGGAUAGAAAAUUCCUUGACGUCUUCCAAGAACAAGGUUUUACGGGAAGCUACACAUGUCACACAGAGCGAGGUGGACAAAUGUGUAGAAGAUAUAAUGAAGGAAAAGAAUAUCAACCCUGAGAAGGAUGCUAGUUUUAAAAUCUGCAUGAAGGCUUGCUUACUGCAGAUAUCUGGUUAUAAACAGCUUUAUGCAGAUGUUGAAAAUGAGAGAAAAAAGCCAUAUGAUUCCGAUAACCUGCAACAUGAAAAGCUACUCCUCAAGCUCUGGAGUCUUUUAAUGCCCAAGAACAAGUUGAAGGCUAGAAUCUCCAAGCAGUGGGCCGACAUUGGUUUCCAGGGUGAUGAUCCCAAAACAGACUUCAGAGGCAUGGGCAUACUUGGAUUAAUCCAUCUUGUGUAUUUCAGUGAAAAUUAUACUGCCGUAGCUCAUCAGAUUCUUUCCCGCUCAAAUCAUCCAAAAUUAGGGUAUUCUUAUGCAAUAGUUGGAAUCAAUCUUACAGAGAUGGCUUAUAGCUUGCUGAAGAGUGAAGCUUUGAAGUUUUAUCUGUACAAUUUUGUUCCUGGUAUACCAACAAUGGAACACUUUCAUCAGUUUUAUUCUGCUGGGAUCUUGAACCGAUUUAACCCUUUGUCAGUGUACGUAAUGAAAAGAGUGGUCGGCAUAUGGAAGGAAAAACAUUUUAAAUCCUUCAGUGAAAUAGGACUUGGUGAGAGAUUUGCUUAAAGGAGGAGUGUUACAUGAGUGAAAAGUGGACCGCCCAUCGCCAGAGCAGAAGAGAUUAAACUGUUACAUUGGCUGGCACAGCAGAAAGGCAGUUAGGCUUGGAGGGCAAUAAUGUUUAUUAUCUUUCUUUAAAUUAUGGUUGGGGCCCAGCAGCUAUUUUCUCAGGAUAAAUGCGCCACCCCACUUCUCUGUGAACAAGUCUGGGGAGGCCUAAUUUCCAUUUUCGUAUUUAUGAAUCUCUGCAUACAGUUUUUAAAUGAAGAUUAAUGGCAUUGUCAAAAUCUGCGAGAAAUCAUGGCUUAAACUUUUUGUUUUUCUGGCUUCAACUUUUGUUGAGAAAAAUUGAGUGUUCAGGUGAAACCCAACUACUACAUUAUCAAUUCUACAUUUCUGUUGAACAGAGUAUUCAAAAACUAUGUCAGUAGUAGUUCUGCCUAGAGGGGGAAGUGCCCGUUGGCAACUUAAAUUGAUUUGUGUCUCCUUUGACUAAGAUGGCUGACUUCUUAUAUAAAAGCAAUAGUGUGAAAUGUGAUGUCAUUUUGUUCAGAAUCUUAAAUGAGCAAAUAAAAAAUACAUUGAAAUUGUUAAAAAGCCUUUCUAUUGAUACUUCUGCUUCCCUCCCUCUGUCUCUUACUCAAGUCGUUUAUGUUCAUGAAACACUGCUUUUCUUAUUUCAUCUUUUAAUCAUGUUGCUAUAGAGUAAAUCAGAAUAGACAGAAAAAAAAAGUUCCUCUUUUUUGUGACUCUUUUAAAGUCAUCCACUAAUUACCUAUUUAAAAUGUUAUUGAGUGAGAACAAUUGUUCAUGAAACUAAAACUUGCUUCAUUUUAAAAGAAACCACUGGAAAUUAUAUCCACCAGACCGCCCUCGUUUUUACAAAGGACAGGAAUAAUUAAUACUGUCCUGCGUGGUUUUUUCCCCCUAAGUUCACAAUGUAUCUUGAAGCUAUCUUCGUAUUAAUAUAUAGCUUUCUCCUUCUGUUUUUUUUUUUCUCCCAUAUUUACUUAUUUAUAAUCUUCUGCUUUUAUAAGCAAUGCUGGAAGGAAAAACCUUGUAGGGUACACACAAGUUCAGAUUUACCGGGUAAUACCAAACUGCUUUACAAACUGGUUUACUGAUACACACUACCACAAGCUGUGUAUGGUAGUACCUAUUUCUGCACACCCUGGCUAAACAGCAUGUGGUCAAACUUUUGGAUAUCUGCAGGCUAGGAAAAAGGUUACUACAGGUGCUAAUGAUGGACUUGGCUUUGCUGAGAAGAUGCCAGGAAGAUUGAUUUUCAUGUCAGCAGGAAAACUCAAGCUGUCCUCUCUCUUCCCUGGGUAACUUCCAGCUCUAAAACUCUGAUUCUAGGAUAAAUACAAUGACUGUACUCAUGGCCAAGUGAAUAUAGUGUCUUAGAUUAGAAACUGUUACAAUUUCCAUAAAAUACAGACUCUGAAAAUUAAAAAUCCAGUAACUUAAAUUAAGCUUAUGCCUACUGGUUAUAAAGACUUCACUUGUAAUUGGGCAAUUUUGUAUUCUAGGUGAAUUUCUACUCUUUUAUCCAGGUAUAAAUCCCAAAAGACAAACUUUUAAAAGGUAUUAGCAAUAUUUUAUUGGAUAUAUUAACUGACAACUGUGGUUAAUAAAAAGAAAACUAAUAUUUUCUUUGAUAACUUCAAGUAUUUAUAAAUAUAAAAUGCAUUUCAUUCAGUUUACCUUUUCUACCAGUUUGAGUUAUAAUUAAAACAUGUUAAAGUUCUUCAUAUUCGACCAUAAAAUUUUUUAAAAAUACAGUAAUUUUUCUGGACAUUUCAUUGCCAGGGUGAGUACUGAAUGUUUUGCUUUCAUCUUCUUAAGAUGAAAAGAAUAAAAGUUACACAAAAUAGAUACUAGUUUUGCUUUAAAAAAAAAAAAUCCCAAACUCUCAAUUUACCAGAAUUCUGU